AGAGAGAGAGAGAAAGACAAGAGGGAGGAGAGAGAAAGAGAACAGGGAUAACGGGGCUGUGUGGGUGUGGGAGGAGAGGAGAGGAGAGGAGAGAAGAGAAGAGAAGUGGAUAUGAAUGAUUCAAACCGAGGCUUUAUUUGUUUGUAAGGUGUGGGUGAUGCUGAUGUAGAUGAGUGAAUGAUUCUCCUCACAGGGAUCCAUUAGAACCCACAGGUGCCAGUUGAGAGAAAGUGUGCAUGUGCACACCCUGUAACCACAUCUGACGCGUGCACACACACAGAGGGCUAUGGCAAGUGUGUGUCCGUAUGGGCGGUUCACCCAUGCUGUGGUGUGUGGUAUCCCUCAGUCCCCUGGUGUGGGCGGGGUGGAAGUGGAGGUGGCAAAGUUGCAGCGUCAGUACGGUGUGUUGGUGGGAACACUGAGGCAGAAGGUGGGACUGCAGGUGCUGGAGAUCUCUGCAGAUACACACUCUAACGCACACCUUCCUGAGAGCUGGAGGGUCGAGGACAUGGCCAUCAUACAGGGGGACAUGGCACUCCUCACACAGCCGCUCAACCCAGAGAGACGCCAGGAGACAGAGGCAGUGAGGCGUGUCCUUGCUGAGCUGAACCUGACCAUGGUGGAGAUGGAGGAUGAUGGAGCCAUACUGGAGGGAAGUGAUGUGCUUUUCACCGGGAGAGAGUUCUUUGUCGGCCUGUCCAAACACACUAACCAGCGUGGAGCUGAGAUCCUUGCCAACACCUUCCGGGACUUUGCCGUGUCCACAGUGCCUGUACCUGCUGGUACUCGUCUGAAGAAUAUCUGCUCCAUGGGGGGUCCUGAGACCAUCAUCUUCAGUAAUAGUGAGGGAGCGAGGCGGACCCUGAGGGUGAUGGAGCAGUUGACUGAUCAUCACUAUGACGUGUUGUCUGUACCGGACGACGUUGCUGCUAACUGUGUAUACGUGCGUGGUGCAGGUGAAGUGGAUUAUCUGCUCCACCCCACGCAGGAUGAGUGUCCCAGCAGCGUGUCUGCCUUCCAGAAGUUUCCAGGCUACAAACUGCUUCCUACAGCAUGUAGUGAGGCCUCCAAACUCGGAGGGGCGCUCUCCUCAUUCUGCCUGCUCAUCAAUAGGAAACUCCCUUACUAACACAACACACACUUCACAUCUCUCUACACUUGCAGCAUCUGCGUUCAUCUGCUACUCCAACGUAUAUCUGCGAACACGUGCAUUAACUUCAUACACAAAUUUUAUACAUCAAAUUUCAGGCCUUCCUGUUACUGUAUGUACAUCAACAAAUAAAAGUCAUUUCAGUCAUAUA
Messenger RNA from Neoarius graeffei (lesser salmon catfish), 1301 nucleotides. RefSeq names its product DDAH family member 2, ADMA-independent (gene ddah2). The transcript is spliced from 6 exons. The coding region runs from base 287 to 1129 and encodes 280 amino acids. Gene Ontology annotation, molecular function: dimethylargininase activity; amino acid binding. Lineage: Eukaryota; Metazoa; Chordata; Actinopteri; Siluriformes; Ariidae. Gene Ontology annotation, biological process: arginine metabolic process; positive regulation of nitric oxide biosynthetic process. The record is from RefSeq and is a predicted model, not a curated record.